UCCAUAUAUGGAUAUAUAUUGCACAAUCCAUAAGAGCAAAUACACGACGCUAAAGCGCAAAUACAUGACGAUAAAGAGCAAAUACACGACGUUAGCAACAACAAAAAGUCAAAAUGGCUGCUCGAAGGAGUCAUUCGAUUUCUGAGCGACAUCCAUCUGUGUACUGUGAUAAUGAAACUUGUAGUCCUCUUAUUGUACGUUGUGGUCGAAAUGACUGUGGCGCUGAAAAAUGCAGUGGAGAGAAGUAUCAUUGUCCUUUGUGUCCUCCUGAAAAAUUUUCAAAAGAAAUUCCAUCAAGAGUAAAAGAACACUUUAAAAGCGUCCACUGGGAAAACAGGAUUCAUGAAUUUGAAGGUUUUGACAUUCUGAGGUGUAAGCUGUCAUGUACUUUUGCAUCCAAACGACAUGGCUCAGAUGUCAAGCAUUUCAAAGAUGUUUCAGCACUAUCACUGUUUUGGAUGUAAUUCUGGAUUCAAGCGUCGCAAUGAAGCAAUUCGACAUAUAAGAAGUGCACAUGAUUUACAGCUUUCUGUUGUAGAGUUUGGUUCGGGGAAACAACAACAAUGUUCUCAAAGUCAACUUUCUCCACAUAAAGUAGCCCAACAGCAAGUACCUCAAAACCUACCAUUUGAGCAGCAAAUGCAUCAAACUC
This is a messenger RNA of Xenia sp. Carnegie-2017, 652 nucleotides long. RefSeq lists its product as uncharacterized. Lineage: Eukaryota; Metazoa; Cnidaria; Anthozoa; Malacalcyonacea; Xeniidae. The record is from RefSeq and is a predicted model, not a curated record. The transcript is spliced from 2 exons. The coding region runs from base 114 to 464 and encodes 116 amino acids.